GCAAAAAGCUUCAUGGCGGCGGCGACCCUCUAUCCUGCUGUGUUUAUCCAUGGCACUCUGGGCUGGGGCCGACGUACUCCGUUCUUCAACCUUGCUCCGGACUACUGGCCGUUGAAGCACCUCGAGGACAUCAACCCGAACCACAUUGUUGUGGAAGUCGGCAUUGCGUCAUCGGACCACGACCGAGCAUGCGAAACCUUUUAUCAACUCAUCGGCGGCCGUGUCGACUACGGGGAAGCCCAUGCUGCCGAGAAGGGUCCGACGCGGUUCUGGACUAUACUCGACACAUGACUGGAUGGAAUGUUCACGUUUAGGACAUUCGCGCUAUGGAGCAACCUUUGACACAGCGUUGCACCCAACAUGGAGCGAGUCGAACCCUGUCCACCUCAUCGGACACAGUUAUGGUGCCACCACCGCGCUCGAGUUGUACCAGCUUCUGUGCGUGGACUUUUUCGGCAUCGGGAGCAAUUACAAGUGGGUCAAGAGCGUCGUCUCGAUCUCGGGGACGCUCUCCGGCACGACGAUAGGGUCCAUGCUCGGCUCAACACUUGGAAACCCGUCCCCGUUCGGCACGAUCAGCUACUGGAUUGCAUGUGGGUUUGCAACGCUGCACAAGCUUCAGCAGCACGUUCCAUGUCUGUCGCUCCUGUACGACCUUCGCAUGCCUCAGUGGUCGGAAUCGUCGUCAUGGCGAACCUUGUACAACCCAGCGCACAAGCCGCUCAACACGGACGACAACGUGUUUACGUGCUUACUGCCCCAACACCGGCUCGAGAAGAACCACAACCUCGUCCACAUGGAUAAAAUCCACUUGUUCAGCAUUGUGUCGCAAACGGCAAGUGUCUUGACGUACCCGCCCGUGGUGGAAAUGGUGUCGAUCGCGGCGCUCCUGGCCAUGUGGAAGCUCAAGAAGCCAAAGCUGUGGAUUGGACUGCUGUCGCUUUGGCUGUGCCGACGCCUGGCCAAGGUGGACUGGUCCAAACCGUCGCUGUUCCUGGCCUACUUUAUGCGGCGCCAUGCUGAAAACGCCGACGCGUUCUUUGAAGGCUUUGACAAGGAUGCGUGGCAGCACUCGGACGGCGUUGUGAACUCGUACUCCAUGAUUCGACCACGGUUAAGCCUGACGUCACAGCUCCCGAUCGAGGAAUCCCCGCAGCAGGAUGGAUCGUCGUCCGCCGUCAUGGUCCGUGUGCCAUCCCAUGUAUCGAUUGACAUGGGCGAGCCCGACGUCCUCUGCGCCACGAUUCCCAUGGGACAAUGGCAUGUCUACCGGGUGGCCAAGAACCACUUGUGUGGUACACGUGGCGAUAGCGAUGCCCGAGAGCUGUACACACGGCUCUUCCGUCUCCUCAAUCAGAUCAGCGGCCUGUCGUUCGAUACGAACGAUCGUGGCAUCGUCAAUUCGUGCUGACGGCAUGUAGCUUAAAACUCGAAUCGAUGUGUCGGCCCAUGUGAAAACGAUCGGUCGCCUUCCGUCCAUACUACACAAGUGGCGAUGGCAGCGCGCCCAGCCCCUUUGGGAACGACAGCUACAUCAAGGACUGGACAACUGCCAUUGCUGCAGCGGGAAGACGGCAACGUCUUUUCAAGGCACAGUGGAAGGCUGUUGAUCAGCAGCACAUCAUGCAUCUCGUGUUGACGAUGCGUCCAUAUUUUCUACUAGUGUCCGCGACGAGAUGGGAGCGACGCGGCAGCCACCAUCGACUUGAAAGCGGCGUCGAGGGUCGUGGCCGCUCUUGCAAGACCCGACAAUUCGUCGUUGAAGAGGCGGCAAUUAUCCCACACGAGCUGGA
Aphanomyces invadans is the source of this 1793-nucleotide messenger RNA. RefSeq lists its product as hypothetical. The transcript is spliced from 10 exons. Bases 242 to 1411 code for a protein of 389 amino acids. Lineage: Eukaryota; Oomycota; Saprolegniomycetes; Saprolegniales; Verrucalvaceae. The record is from RefSeq and is a predicted model, not a curated record.